GUUGGCUCUAGCGUAGUAGUGAUAUGAUUGAAUAGUCGUAUCGAUCUGCUUGUGUGUUAAAACUGGAGGUGCUUUCAGCUUCUGAUUACUCUAACCAGGUUGGUUCAAGAGGAAACACGAUAUAACGAUACAAGACUCUUGGACCGAGAACUACCACAUGGCUCAAUAACACUACCGGAACUAAGACAUAGCCCUCAUUGAGUACGGUAUACACAUUAAAGGGACAUCGGAAAUUAUUGUUUGCAAGUAGAGUACUCCUUUAAGGAUUUUCAACAUUUUUGCAUCAUUUCACCCAGAGGAUAACGGAUUAGCGGAACGAGUAAAUGUGCAAGAGGAGGGUUGAUUGAGACGAAUGAUAGAUUGAGUCUUCAGAAUGAGGAUGACCCUCUGAAAUUCCUUACGUCAGAAUGUUGAUGUUCCAUCAGCUCGUUGCCUUGGUGACCUUGUUGGGUACAGUGAGAGGUCAAAGUGCCAGAGGGGGUCAAGAAACAAGCCAACUCCAAGGACCUGUCUUCAUUGGAGAACCCCCAAGUUAUGUCGCCUACGCAAACACCAAAGGGAUCAUGCUUUCAUGUACGGCAUUCGGACGACCCGCUCCAGCAAUGGACUGGACAAAUGAAGAAGGAGCACCUAUUGAUAGCAUCCCUGGAGUCUUAGAAAUUCUUCCCAACAAUUCCCUGCAUAUCCUUCCUUUCUCGAGUUCAAAGCUGUUAGCCAAUGUGCAUAGUACUAACUACCGAUGUACGGCCACUAACAGUGUUGGAACUGUCGUCUCUAGGCGAGUCACUGUGCAAGCAGUCACGGUAGACCAACAUAAGGCGUACAGCGUACGUGUUAAUGACGUAUGGGUGACGAUAGGUGACACUGCUGUAUUCAAGUGUUCCAUAAACCCGUACUUUGUCAGGCCUUACGUCACUGUCACUACGUGGAGUCAGGGAGAUAAACCCAUCUCAGCCGGAGGCAGAUUUAGCAUUUUGCAAUCUGGUCAACUUCACGUACGUGACGUUCGUAUAGAAGACAGUUACAUGCCGUACAAGUGCGUCACUGAGAAUAGCCUUACGGGAGACUCAAAGACGAGCGACCCCGCCUUCCUUAGAGUACUAGAACAAACUGUCAACUCGGCACCAAGCAUCGACGAGAAAGUGUUUAGUAUUACAGUGGAACAAGGUGAAACCGCCGAGCUCCCAUGCGUGGCCAGUGGUCACCCCACGCCCGUCUACACUUGGCAGAAAGGCGACAUGAGGAUUGUGCUGGACCAUAACCGCGUUACUCAGAUGGGUGGGAACUUGGUGAUCAGAAACACGGGUAUUAGGGACAGCGGAGAGUAUACUUGCAGCGCUUCUAAUAGAUAUGGAAUGAAGACUGUCACGACGACGCUGACAAUAACAUCUGCGUUAUCAGCAUUCAUUCAGCCCCAGAGACAGGUCGUUGAUGUUGACAAACCUGUGACGUUCAACUGUUCUGUGUUCGGCCACCCAGUUAAUGCCAUCCACUGGUAUAAGGACGGGAGACGAUUGAGCCCAAAUGCCCAUUUCAAAUUCCCAUCCAAUGCGGCUAUGACUAUUACAGCAGUGAAGCGGGAGGAUAAAGGGAUGUAUCAAUGCAUGCCUAGCAAUGACAACGAUAACGCCCAGGGUUCCACACAACUUGUAUUGGGAGUUGCAAAGCCUAUUAUACACUAUUGGUUUGAAGACAAAUAUGUCCAACCAGGACCAUCUGUGUCUCUCAAGUGCGUAACGUCUGGGAAUCCAACUCCCAUCGUUAUCUGGACUCUUGAUGACGGUCCCCUCCCACAAGAUCCACGUCUACGUGUGUCCUCUUACGUCAACCCCAAGGGUGACGUCAUCAGUCACGUGAAUAUAAGCAAGGUGGAGGUGUCGGACGGCGGACAGUACAAAUGCUCGGCUACAAAUAGCGUUGGACAGGCUAUGAGAGUCGGGAAACUCAACGUUUAUGGUGUUCCAUACAUACGUCCAAUGUCCAACAUCACAGCAGUUGCCAAUCGUCUUCUCAUCAUCACAUGUCACGCAUCUGGCUAUCCUAUAAAGAGCAUCUCUUGGCACAAAGGAGGGUCUCAACUUCCCAUCAACCACAGACAACAUGUGAGUAAAGAUGGUACAUUGACCAUACGUAGUGUGCAACGAGGGGAUGAUGAGGGCAAGUACACAUGCACUGUCAGUAACUCUAACAAUCAGGGGAUGAGCAGAAGUCUUUAUAUUAGUGUAAAAGUGCCUCCAAUGAUUGAUCCAUUCACCUUCCCUAAGAUCAAGCAAGGAGACCGUGUAUCAAGAUCUUGUGUUGUCAGCAGAGGAGACCUGCCUAUCACCAUUGAAUGGUACAAAGAUGACCAAGCAAUCCCAGCAGACUUAGGGAUAACAGUGAUGAAAACUGACAUAUAUUCAAGUACACUUUCAAUUGGUGAUGCAAGCCCUAGACAUAAUGGCAACUAUACAUGUGUAGCUAGUAACAAAGCAGCCUCUACAAACUACACUUCAGAGCUGCAUGUUGAUGUUCCACCUCGAUGGGUUCGUGAGCCUCAAGACUCAUAUGUAGUGCUCCACAAUAGCAUCAUCAUAGACUGUCAGACUGCUGGCACACCCCAGCCUACCAUCACAUGGAAGAAAGCCGCAAGCCAAGAUGCUGGCGAUUAUCUCGACCUGGAUACAACAAGUCCUUCUCAGGUUCGCCAGCUUAAAAAUGGUUCGCUGUCCAUAAAGAAUGCAGCAGAAAAGGAUCAUGGGAUAUAUCUUUGCCAUGCUAGUAAUGGAAUUGGGCAAGGCCUUAGUAAAGUCAUCACACUAAUUGUUCAUGUACCUGCCAGAUUCAGUGAACAGGCUAGUAACUACACUGUCUUAAAGGGCAAGAACGUGGACAUCAUGUGUGAUGCCAUCGGAGAUAAACCACUUUCCGUUGGCUGGAAUUUUAACGGCAACAACCUCAACUGGCAAGGCAACAAAAGAUUGAGGGUAACGUACACCAACCCACCCAGAGGUCGAGGGUCAUCGCUGUCUAUCACAAAUACACAGAGAUCAGAUUCUGGAUUAUACAUGUGUCUCACUAAGAAUAAGUUUGGAAUGGAUGAAAUGGUCAUCAAACUCACCAUUUUAGAAAAAGCUGAACCACCAAAGAAUUUCCAUAUUGAGAAGACGUCUAGUCGUAGCGUAGAAGUGGCAUGGCUAGAGCCGUACAAUGGCAACUCUCCCAUCACAAGCUAUAUUAUCCAGUAUAAGAAUGCAUCAGCAGUCUGGCAAGGUAAAAUCAGUAACGUCACAGUGGACUCGAGCACAUAUCAGACCAGAAUCUGGAACCUGCAUCCUGCGUUUACAUACCAUGUCCGUGUAAUGGCAAAUAACUCGAUAGGCAUAAGUGAACCAAGUAAGCAGAUAACAAUUAUGACGAGUGAGGAAGCCCCGUCGGGACCCCCAGAGUCAAUUCAGGUCACCGCCACUGGAUCCCAAUCAAUGAAGGUCAGCUGGAGACCCCCUGCAGCUUCUAACCGCAACGGAAAAAUUGUUGGUUAUUAUAUCGGGUACAAAAGAUUCAACAGCUCAGAGCCUUAUAUGUACAUCACCCAGGACUUAAAGGUUGAUGAUAAACUAGAGUACACUAUAUUGAACCUAGAGAAGUUCACCAAGUACACUGUUCAUGUCCAAGCCUACAACACCAAAGGAGCUGGGCCCAGGUCGAAGGAGUACACUGUAUUAACACUUGAAGAUGUUCCCAGUCAGCCACCACAAGGUGUUCAAGCUACUCCACUUAGCUCGCAAAGCAUCAUGGUCCUGUGGUCACCUCCUCCUUUAUUCACCCUCCAUGGGAUCCUGCAGGGUUAUAAAGUUCUCUAUAAGACUGUUCGACACGAUGAAGAUGAGAGUGACGCGAACAUGAUUAUUUCGACAAAAUUGACGGCUGCUCUUUAUGGAUUACAAAAGUUCACGAACUAUAGUAUUGAGGUACUGGCAUUUACACGCAGAGGUGAAGGUGUGAGGAGCAACCCCAUCUAUGUUGUCACUCACCAGGACUUACCUGAAAGACCAGCAGACAUCAAAGCUCUGGCAUCAUCAGAAAACACAAUCCUCGUUACUUGGAAACCACCUCUUCACCCAAAUGGCGUCAUCCAGAACUAUUUUCUUUAUAUGAAGUACAUCGAAGGGAACAAGAUGACUGAGAAGCGUAUGAAGCUUCCUCCACACCAGACAAGCUUCCAGGGUAAUGAUUUAGAGCGCCAGAAAGAGUACACAUAUUGGGUGUCUGCAAGUACGGCUAUUGGAGAAGGUGAGGCCACUAGACCAGUGACUGCCUCCCCAAUAGAUAGCGUUGCAGCAAGGAUUGCCAGUUUCUCUAAAGUUGUUAUAUCGCCGUGGAAACAAUCAGUGAUGCUACCUUGCCAGGCUGUGGGUGAUCCAACACCGGAGUUAGCUUGGUCUAAACGUGGAGCUCCACUUCCCGACACAGAACGCAUCAAAGUAUUCAACAAUGGCUCCCUCUAUUUUGAAACUGUCGAGACAGGAGAUGCAGCUAACUAUAGUUGCAAGGCGCAUAACAUCCACGGAGCAGAUGCCAUUAAUGUCAUGCUACUUGUGCAAGCUCCCCCAAGAAAACCCAUCCUAACUGUUGCCGUGACAACCGUAUCAACAAUCCAAGUGAAUUGGAAAUCGGGAAGCAACGGAGGUUCCCCAAUCCAAGGUUUUGUCUUGGAGUACAAGAAAGAGCAUGAUAUGUGGAAGAAUGUUGAACAGGGUGCCGGAGAGCGAAGUUUUACUGCCGAAAAGUUGGAAUGUGGAACAACGUACAAGUUCCGUAUAAGGGCAUUUAAUAAAAUUGGCACUGGGCCUCAUAGUGAGAUUGUUACUGUCAAAACAAAUGGAUCAGUGCCCAUCAUGCCACCACAGAGCAUGCUGUUACAGGAGAUCAACACAACAUUUGUAGUUCUGGCACUGAAGACAUGGCUAAGUGGGGGUUGUAUUGUACAAUAUUACAACAUUGAAUAUCAGGUGUGGGGAGAUAAACAAUGGACUACAGUAGCCUCAAGGGUUGACCCUCACAGGGCAUCAUAUGUCGUUGAGGACCUUCACCCAGCCACAUGGUACCUUAUGAAGGUGACUGCCUACAAUGAUGCUGGAUCUACAGACUCAACUUUGAAGUUUGCUACUUUAACAUACCAUGGGAGCACCAUCACUCCCAUUAUGAUUAUGCACAAACAAUCUGCCCAAUUCUACGAGAAGUUCUAUAUCAUGGUACCAUUGGUUGGGAGCAUCGUCAUAGCAACUGUGGUACUAGUUUGGGUGGUACUGUACUGUAGACGUAGAAAGCAGGCACUAAAGUAUCAGGAUAAAUAUAUGGAUAUAAAAUCAAACUUACGUCGAGAUCUGACUGCAGAGACAUCGCUAAUGAAUGACCUUGAUAAGCAGCUGAAUAGCGAACUAACCGCAUCAGGUGAUCUUACGUAUAGUCCCGAGCCUGGACUGCCACGUAACGUCAAUCUAUUGGUGGAGACUGGUGAUGAUAACGAUGCAUCAUCAUCUUAUUAUCAAGAUACAAAUACUAGCAAUGGACAAGUUCAAGUGUCAGAUGACGACAUCAACCCAUACGCCACAUUCCAGUUUCCAGCACAUCUCCAGCCAGCUCCAGUUGCUAACAAACGUGUCUUAAAAACAUUCAGCCCGAGACAGUCCUCACUUCCUGUUCCACCCCCAGAGGAAGUAGAUGAAAUUGCUGUGGAGAAAAAGGCAGCACAGCGUGAGGCUGCUAUCCCACACAUUCCUCCCCCACCCCCAGAGCCUGUCCCCAAGGAGCCGCAAAAACAAAACCCCACUCUUCAGAGAAAUCAGAAUCAGUAUGUCAGUCCGGGGAUUAUUCUAAGUCCGCGCAAAUAUGCUAGCGCUGAUCAGAUUCAGGAACUGUACACGGGGAAAUCUCAACCAAUACCUGUACUUCCCAAACCAAAACAAUAUCAACAGCAUUACUCUCGCUCCGCCACCCCUAGGUCCAACACCCCCAGGGUAGGUGACCCCCGGGCAGGUACCCCUCACCAGGGGAUGGGACAUUCCCAAUCCCGACAUUCUCAAGUCUCCAGCGUAUCAACAGUAUCAUCCAAUCGUGACGAACUUCUACAAGCAUAUGAAAAUGCCGCAAAGGCUCCAAACUCUGUCUCCCCAUUGGUCGACCUUGAGAAUAAGGACUCUAGCUCUCAAAAAACGGACAGUUCUGAGACAACUGAGCCUGGGAUUUGCCAGUUCACCAACUCCCCUCCCUGCCCAGAGGAACAGAGAGAGUCAGUGUGUGAAGUACCUAACUAUCCCCACUAUUAUGAUCUCAAACCUAAAAAAUAUGAACCUGUGAUAGAGCGCAGCACUAGUGAUGUUACUGAGAGUGACACCUAUGAACAGUCACAGAGAGUGCCCCCAAGGAGGAUGAAAGGACGCCAGAAAACGAAACAGCGGGGGCAGGUUUUGAAUAAAAAGGCAGCAAAAUACUGUGCCCCUCAAGUACCAGGCUGUGAGAGCACGAGUAGCAACAGCACCAAUGGAGAUGAGGUCACCAUGGUAUUUGAUGGUCACCAUGACAACCACCUAGCAACAACAGCAGAUGAAAGCCACUAUUCCAACAGUGCCAAAAAGAGAGAGCGCCCAGUGAAUAGGAAGGUGGGGAAAUAUGACAGUAGUCCUGAUACCCCAGGCACAGAUGAGCAGCGCCCUCUGGUGUCAGCAGCAGCCAAGACAGGCAAAAAAGAUGAAGAUAUUAGUUUACUAGAUAGGUAUUAUCGCACCAUAGAAAAGGGGCGGAGCGCACCAGCAUUAAGGACUCCUUCCAGUAGCAACGAACUAGAUGUUGAGAGUGAGCGGGACUACACAGACAAUUACACCAUAGUGUAGCACCACCUUAACCUAGAAUGACUUAAACUACUUAAUAUUUAAGUAAGACUUAAUGUGAUGUGUAAUAUCUCAGCUAAUUAGG
Messenger RNA from Owenia fusiformis, 6954 nucleotides. NCBI's taxonomy places the organism in Eukaryota, Metazoa, Annelida, Polychaeta, Sabellida, Oweniidae. The record is from the annotation of a GenBank genome assembly.